AUGGUAAGACCGCUGAAUGAGUCCGUCACGGACACGCCCGUGCUGGAAGAAAGUGUACGCCCUGAAUCCACUAAUCCUGCUGAUAGAAAUAACCGCGGUAAUUUCACGCGCAAUUUAAGCAAAGAAUCGGACGAAUUUGUUGCGAAAAAGAUGUUUCUAGGCGGACUUAUGUUCCUGCCAUGGCUUCACUUUGUUAAUGUCAUUUUCUAUCGUAAACAAUUCCUCGAUCCUUCACUUGACGCAUCUGUGACAUUGUGGGUACGACGGUCCUUUAUGGGUUUUCUUGUAUGGACAGUGCUCUUUAUAUCAUGGUUUCUAUUGUUUCAACUUAACUGGAAGGAGUUUGGCUGGCAAAAUCUUGUCAUGGUCGUACCAGAUGAAGAUGAGAAUACGGGCUGCGCUCCUAUCCUGUCUAUUGACACACAACAUGAAGAUAUGAUUCAUGAUGCCCAAUUGGAUUAUUAUGGAAAACGUCUUGCAACUUGUUCUUCUGAUCGUACGAUUAAAGUAUACGAUGUGACAGGAGAUGUACAGAAUAAUGAACAAAUCUUGACGGGCCAUGAAGGUCCUGUAUGGCAAGUAUCAUGGGCUCAUCCAAAGUUUGGUGUACUCUUAGCUGCGUGUUCGUAUGAUGGAAAGGUGAUUAUCUACCGAGAACAGAGUUUAAGUCAGUGGACACAAGCGUAUGUGCACGCAUUUCACGAGUCUUCAGUUAAUAGUAUUGAUUGGGCACCACAUGAGUAUGGACUUGCACUUGCUUGUGCAUCGGCAGAUGGCAUGGUGUCUGUGCUUAGCUACUCUCCGGAGGGAUGGAGUGUGAGUCACUUUAAGGACAGUGCGCUCGGCUGCAAUGCCGUGAGCUGGGCGCCAUAUAAUUCAGUAGGCUCACAGAGUCCUGCGGGCCCGAUCCGCCGUGUAGUGACGGCAUCGUGUGACAAGACAAUCAAGAUUUGGAGCCUGGUAGAGGGCGAGACGGAGUGGACAAAGCAGGAACUGAGCUCUGCUCCUGCGCACAGCGAUUGGGUGCGUGACGUGGCGUGGGCCCCAAGCACAGGAUUACCGGUCAAUCUUAUUGCCAGUUGCUCCGAGGACAAGCACGUGUACAUCUGGUCGCAAACUGCAGAAGACAGCACGUGGAAACGUGAGCUACUGCACACGUUCGACGCACCUGUGUGGCGUGUGAGCUGGUCUGUUACUGGCAACGUGCUAGCUGUGUCUUCGGGCGACCACAAGGUGACGCUCUGGAAGGAGACGCUUGACAAGAAGUGGAUUCAAAUCUCGUCCGUAGACGAGGCUGGUGCCAUUCACAACGGUAACGAGUAA
Messenger RNA from Peronospora belbahrii, 1323 nucleotides. NCBI's taxonomy places the organism in Eukaryota, Oomycota, Peronosporomycetes, Peronosporales, Peronosporaceae. The record is from the annotation of a GenBank genome assembly.